CGCAUGUGCACUCACAGCGCGUGCUACUUCUCGAGCUUGAUACGAAUUUGUGAACGGAAUAAACGACCAGAAAUGCAGUACAGCGUGUCCGACAACAUCGAUGAUGUCACUCAUCCCCAUGUUGCCCUGUUUCAUUUCGCCAUUUGCAAUUUCCUCCGAUCAUCGACGCCGAGUCCUCUUUUGGGUCAGGGAGACAGUUGCUCUGGUACUCGCCCCGCUCGUAUUCCGGCAACGUGUCGAGAGAGAUCUCUGUGAACUGGUCUAGCGGAGCGAGCAGUUUCUUGUCGUGUGCCAAGUCUGACUUGUUCUUCUCCUGUCCCCCCUCACCGUCCUGUUCGACUUGAAUCUUGUCUGGGAUAGUGAUAGGAGGGAUAAUGGGAAUUUGGCAUAGAGACGGUGGAUGGAGCGACUGUCGAACGUAUGAUCUGUCUCCGUCCUGUUCCUCCUUCUGCCUGAAUCGUUCUAGCUCGGCCCGGC
Messenger RNA from Mycena citricolor, 477 nucleotides. The record is from the annotation of a GenBank genome assembly. NCBI's taxonomy places the organism in Eukaryota, Fungi, Basidiomycota, Agaricomycetes, Agaricales, Mycenaceae.